Messenger RNA from Apiotrichum porosum, 2361 nucleotides. It is a transcript of the gene DRS1, whose product is annotated as nucleolar DEAD-box protein required for synthesis of 60S ribosomal subunit. The record is from RefSeq and is a predicted model, not a curated record. Gene Ontology annotation, molecular function: ATP binding; RNA helicase activity; nucleic acid binding. The transcript is spliced from 2 exons. The coding region runs from base 1 to 2361 and encodes 786 amino acids. NCBI's taxonomy places the organism in Eukaryota, Fungi, Basidiomycota, Tremellomycetes, Trichosporonales, Trichosporonaceae.
AUGGCGCUCGACUUUAUCGGCACGAUCGACUCGGACGACGAGGGACCGAUUACGCCCAUCGAGCCGCGCGGCGAGUCCAGCAAGCGCGCGUCGGGAGCUUCCACUCCUGCCGCUGCGCCCGCCGACGAGCUGGAUCCCGACUUUGCGUUCGACCUAGGCAAUGCCGGCCCCGGUGUUCUCGACCUUUGGGGCGGCGACGAGGUCAAGGGCGACAAGGGAGAGGCUCCCCUUACUGUGGACGACAUCAUUGCUCGCAGGACGGGCAAGCCCCUCGAGGCGUACCGCGAGCGCAAGAGGAGACGCGCCGAGGGUCUCGACGACGAUGAGGACUCGGAGGAGGAGGAGUCGGGCGACGAUGACGACGACGAGGACAUGGAAGAGGACGAAGAUGAGGACUCUUCCCUCGCAGCCGACGAGAUGGAUGUUGAGGUCAAGCUUCAGGACGAUGCGGACGAGGAGGACGACGACGAGGACGAUGACGAGGAUGACGACAUGGAUGAGGACGACGACGAUGAGGACGACGAUGACGACUCGGACGCCGACUCUGAGGAGGACACUGCUGCUGAGAAGGCUCGCAAGGACGCCUUCUUCUCCGCCGACCCCACCGCCGAGCAGACCGACCUGCCAACUUCGUUCUCGUCAAUGAACCUGUCGCGCCCGAUGCUCCGUGCCCUCACCUCGCUCGGUUUCACUGCUCCCACUCCCAUUCAGUCGCGCGCGGUCCCUCUCGCUCUCCUUGGCCGUGACAUUCUCGGUUCCGCCGUCACUGGUUCGGGUAAGACUGCCGCCUUCAUGAUCCCCAUCCUGGAGCGUCUGUCAUACCGCGACCGUGGCCGUGGUGGCCAGGCGUGCCGUGUGCUUGUCCUGUGUCCCACCCGUGAACUGGCAGUGCAGUGCGAACAGGUUGGCAAGGCCCUUGCUGAGCGCGGUGGCCUCGACGUCCGCUUUGCCCUCCUUGUCGGUGGUCUCAGCCUGAACGCCCAGGCCCACGCCCUCCGCACCCUUCCCGACAUUCUCAUCGCCACCCCCGGUCGUCUUAUCGACCACCUGACCAACACCCAGAGCUUCACCCUCUCGGCCUUGGACAUUCUCGUUAUCGAUGAGGCAGACCGCAUGCUUGAGGCCGGUUUCAACGAUGAGCUCGAGGAGAUUAUCCGCCAGUGCCCCCGCGCUCGCCAGACCAUGCUCUUCUCCGCCACCAUGGACGACUCGGUUGACGAGCUCGUCAAGCUCUCGCUCGACAAGCCCGUCCGUGUGUUCGUCGAUGCCAAGCGCCACACUGCUGCGGGCCUUACGCAGGAGUUUGUCCGUAUCCGCGCCGACGAGCAGCGUUCGCCUUCCCUCAUUUCGCUGUGCAAGCGUACCGUCCACGAAAAGUGUAUCAUCUUCUUCCGCUCCAAGGCCCUCGCGCACCAGAUGCGCGUCGUCUUUGGUCUCUGCGGCAUGAAGGCUGCCGAGCUCCACGGUAACCUCACCCAGGAGCAGCGUCUCAUUGCGCUCAACGACUUCAAGGCCGGACACGUCGACUACCUCCUCGCCACCGACCUCGCCUCGCGUGGUCUCGACAUUAAGGGUGUCGAGACUGUUAUCAACUAUGACAUGCCCGGCCAGCUUGCGCAGUACACCCACCGUGUCGGUCGUACUGCCCGUGCCGGCCGCAAGGGUCGCUCCAUCACCCUCGUCGGCGAGGUUGACCGCAAGAUGCUCAAGGCGGUCAUCAAGCAGGCGGCGGCUGACCAGGUCCGUCACCGUAUCAUCCCCGCGGAAGCUGUCACGGCGAUGACCGCCAAGCUCGACGAGAUGAAGGACGAGAUCACCGAGGUUCUCAAGGAGGAGCGCGAGGAGAAGGCCAUGCGCCAAGCCGACAUGGAGGCCCGCAAGGGUCAGAACAUUAUCGAGCACGAGGCCGAAAUCUUCUCCCGCCCUGCGCGUACUUGGUUCCAGAGCGAGAAGGAGAAGCAGUCUUCCAAGGACGCUGGCAAGCUUGCGCACACUGGCGAGGCCAAGAGGGCUGCGGAGAAGGAGGCCAAGGCGGCCAAGAAGGAGAAGCACGGCAAGUACGACGGCAUGUCGCGUCGACAGAAGCGCCGCAAGAUGGCCGCCGACGAGGACGCUGCCGACCAAGCUGCCUCGAAGAGCAUCGCCGCCGGUAUCCGUAACGCCAAAAAGGCCGGCCGCCCGACCAAGAUCACCGAGGCCGCGCCCAAGAAGACUGCACCCAAGUCCAAGUCGUCGGCGUCCAAGAAGAAGCGCAGCUCGGCGUUCGACGACCACGAGGGCAUGCGCGCAAAGCCCGUCAAGGUCAACCUGGCCAAGAAGGGCCACAAGAACAAGGGCAAGGCCCCGGCCAAGAGGCGCUAG